This is a messenger RNA of Rasamsonia emersonii CBS 393.64, 2115 nucleotides long. RefSeq lists its product as uncharacterized. The record is from RefSeq and is a predicted model, not a curated record. Lineage: Eukaryota; Fungi; Ascomycota; Eurotiomycetes; Eurotiales; Trichocomaceae. Bases 1 to 2115 code for a protein of 704 amino acids. The transcript is spliced from 3 exons. Gene Ontology annotation, biological process: transmembrane transport. Gene Ontology annotation, molecular function: transmembrane transporter activity.
AUGCUUUCCUGUGAGAGAAAUCACUGCUUCGUGAUAGAGAAGGAAGGACUCGAAAGCGUCCUUCUUCAACGAAUCAUUGACCCUGUAUUUGCAAUUGCUGUAGGGUUCGUAGUUCAGCUCGACAGCUCUCUUUCUCCCUCCACCCCCAACUUAUUAUUCUGUUUAAAUCUGUUGUGGAUGAGUUCAGGCUCUUCUCCCCACCAGCAACAUCUUGCCCGUGAACAUGUAGGAGACGGACACAGCAGCAGAGAGGAGGAAUUUCCCGCAUCCACCCAGUCUGAAGAAAUUGAAGCUGAAGAAGAAGAAGCGCAUGAUAAUCGGCUCCCCGCUGUCGACGAUGAACAACACGACGCAGAUGGGAGCAGGCUGAGUAGCGACUCCCGCAGAGAGCUUCUAUCCAAUGCUGUCCCAUCCAACGGCGUCCUGCGACGCUUCUCUCUGACGGAGGAAGACGAAACCCGGACGGACAGAGAUGCCACCACCAAGGAUGAUGAUAAUGGCCCUCCCGACGAAAAGCCCGUGACGUGGAGCUCCCUGCCCAACAAGGGCCAGCUCGCCAUCCUCACGCUGGCCCGCCUGUCCGAACCUCUGACCCAGACGUCGCUGCAGUCGUACCUGUUCUACCAGCUCAAGUCGUUCGACCCGUCGCUGCCGGACUCGACCAUCUCCGCCCAGGCGGGCAUCCUCCAGGCCAGCUUCACGGCCGCCCAGUUCCUGACCGCCAUGUGGUGGGGGCGCCUGGCGGACGCGCCCUGGAUGGGGAGGAAGCGAGUGCUGCUGAUCGGGCUGUCGGGGACGUGUAUCUCCUGCCUGGGCUUCGGAUUCUCGCGCUCGUUCGCUGCCGCGGCCGUGUUUCGGACCUUGGGUGGCGUCCUGAACAGCAACGUCGGCGUCAUGAGGACGAUGAUUGCGGAAAUCAUCCAAGAGAAGAAAUAUCAAUCACGGGCAUUCCUGCUUCUUCCCAUGUGCUUCAACAUUGGCGUCAUCAUCGGUCCUGUCCUGGGUGGUAUCUUAGCAGACCCCGUCAACAGCUAUCCCGGCCUGUUUGGGCCUGGGUCGUUCUUUGGAGGCAAAGACGGCGUGUGGUGGAUGCAGCACUGGCCGUUUGCCUUGCCUAACUUGCUGAGCGCGGUAUUCAUUUUCGCCUCUUUUCUCGCAGUGUUUCUGGGUCUGGACGAGACCCACGAAGUGGCCCGGUACAACCCCGACUGGGGUCGCAAACUGGGCAAGGCUCUGGCUAGGGGACUGCGCUCCCAACGAGACGAGCCGCGUUAUACUCGCCUCAACGACGAUCCUGACGAUGUCAACUCCAUCGAUCUGGAGCGAUCUGCACCGCCCAGUCCCACGACCCCUCGACAGUUCCUCUCGCCGCCCCGCCAACCCAAGCGCUCACCGUUCCGCCAGAUCUGGAAGCGGAAUGUCCUGCUGACGCUGUUGACGCAUUUCCUCCUAGCGAUGCACACGAGCGCCUUCAAUGCCAUGACCUUCGUCUUCCUGCCCACGCCCCGGGCCCCGGAAGGCAGCCGCAGCGGAUUCUUCCACUUUGGCGGCGGACUCGGGCUGUCGUCGUCCCGGGUCGGACUUGCAACGGCCAUCAUUGGGAUAAUCGGUCUGCCGCUGCAGAUCUUUGUGUAUCCGCGCGUGCAAUUCCGGCUGGGGACGUUGCGAUGCUUCCGCACGUUUCUGCCCCUGUCGCCCUUGGCGUACGUCCUGAUGCCGUUCCUCGUUCUCGUUCCGCGAAACCCGGCCCUGGUCUGGCCGGCGUUUACCGUCGUGGUCGCCCUGCAGGUCGUUUCGCGGACCUUCUCCCUGCCGGCGGCGAUCAUCCUCGUCAACAACUGCGUGACGGACUCGACGGUGCUGGGGACGGUCCACGGGAUCGCGCAGAGCAUUUCGAGCGGUGCUCGCACGCUGGGGCCUUUCCUGGGAGGCUGGGGAUUGGGAAUGGGCCUGAAGAACAACAUCGUUGGCGCGGUCUGGUGGGCGCUGGCCGUGGAAGCGACGUUGGGGUGGAUCCUGACCUGGACUGUUUACGAGGGGAAAGGAAUUGAGAAAAAGAAGGCUGCCAUAGAAGAGCGGCAGUUGCGGGAAGAAGAGGAAGAAGAACGACACUAG